AUGGACGCAGCUGAUUCUGAUCCGGUUCGUCAAGCUCUCCGAGCACAGGGUCAGAGGCUCGCUCAGCAGGAGGAGCAACUGGCUACUCUGUGCUCUGGCCUGAGAGAAUUGGCUCAACGCCAAGACUCGAUUAUGGCCACUCUUGACUCACAGGGCGAGCGGAAGCGUGGGCCACUGCAGAGUGGAGCUGCCGAUCUCCUUCUUGCUCCUCUCUCAGAGUUUAUCAGGGCUUUAGAGCAGGUAUUCCAACACACUGCACCUGGUCGUGAGGCAUCUAGAUCACUGAUUAAAUUGAAACAAGGCAGACGUAGGGUGUCGGAUUACGCCAUUGAUUUCCGCACCCUGGUGGCUAAAAGUGAGUGGAACGCGGCUGCGUUAAUAGAUGUUUUUGUUCAAGGACUUUCUGAAAACAUCAAGGAUCAGCCGGUCUCAAUCGACCUCCCAGAGGACCUCGACUCACUCAUAGCGCUCUCAAUCAAGAUCGACAAGAGACUGUCGGAGAGAGAGCUGGAGAGGGGCCGCUUCCGGGUUCGCUCGCCGCUGAACAGGAGCUGGAGGAGCGACGCCACUGAUCUCCCCAGUCAUGUCAGGCCUGCAGCAUCCAGCCUCACCCCCGCAGGAGCCCGUGCUGAGGAGCCCAUGCAGCUGGGACUCACCCGUCUCCCCGUGGAGGAGCGACUUCGGCGACAGAGGGACGGGCGGUGCUUUUACUGCGGACAACUGGGACAUGUGGUGAGUGACUGUCACAUAAAGAACGCCAAGACGCCUGUGAAACCAAGAGUCGGGGGUAGACUGUAUUCCUUGUCUCCUCCAGAACGUAAGGCGAUGGAGGAGUACAUCACCGAGUCCCUCGCUGCUGGAAUUAUCCGACCAUCGUCAUCUCCUGCGGGAGCAGGAUUUUUCUUUGUGGACAAGAAGGACGGAACUCUACGUCCCUGCAUUGACUUCAGAGGACUCAACGACAUUACUGUUAAGAACAGGUACCCCCUGCCACUAAUAUCAUCUGCAUUCGAGCUUCUUGAAGGAGCUAAAGUGUUCACCAAGUUGGAUUUACGCAACGCGUAUCAUCUCGUCAGGAUCAAGGAGGGGGACGAAUGGAAGACUGCCUUCAACACCCCCACUGGUCACUAUGAGUAUUUAGUCAUGCCUUUUGGGCUUACCAAUGCACCUGCUGUGUUUCAGAAUCUGGUAAAUGAUGUAUUAAGAGACAUACUCAAUGUUUUUGUUUUUGUUUACCUAGAUGAUAUCCUGAUCUUCUCCCCUGAAGAGGAAACCCACAUCCAACAUGUUCAAGCAGUUCUGGAAAGAUUACUACAGAACCAGCUCUUUGUAAAAGCAGAAAAGUGUGAGCUCCACCAGUUGUCAGUCUCGUUUUUGGGGUUUGUACUCGCAGAGGGGGAGGUCAGGAUGGACCCACUGAAGGUGUCAGCAGUUCAGGAUUGGGCCACACCUAGUAACUGUAAGGAGGUACAGAGGUUUCUGGGGUUUGCUAACUUCUACAGAAGAUUUAUCAGGAAUUACAGUACUAUUGCUGCCCCUUUGCAUAACCUGACCUCUCCUCAUAAAUCUUUUGUGUGGUUCUCAGAUUGUGAUGUGGCUUUUCAAAGCCUCAAGGAGAGCUUCUCCUCCGCUCCAGUGCUCAUCCUCUCGGACCCCAGCCAACAGUUCGUGGUCGAAGUAGACGCCUCUGACGUGGGUAUUGGGGCCAUCCUGUCACAGAUAAACCCCAAGGACGGUAAACUACACCCCUGUGCAUUCUUGUCCAAGAAAUUAACCUCCUCUGAACAGAAUUAUGAUAUUGGGGACCACGAGCUGUUGGCUGUAAAGGUGGCGCUGGAGGAAUGGAGGCACUGGUUGGAGGGGGCUCAGAUCCCGUUUCAGGUUGCUAGGGGCAACGGUCAGCCUCUCUUCUGGGUUCCACCCCCAGACCAACAGCCAGUCGGAGCGAGCCAAUCAGGAGUUGGAGAAAGGACUUCGCAUCAUGGCUUCGCAGCACCCGGGGACUUGGUCGGAGAAGUUGGUUUGGGUGGAGAAUCGGAUUCAUCUGUUCCAUCCGCAUUGGCCUUGGUGAGGCGCUGCAGGAGAACCUGGGAGCGGGUUCGUCAGGUCCUCCUUAAGAGCUCUUCAGCCUACAAGGUCGCUGCGGAUCAGAAGAGGUCCUCUGCUCCUAAUUACGUCACGGGUCAAAAGGUCUGGCUCUCCACCAAGAACCUGCCCCUCAGAGUUGAGUCCAGGAAGCUCGCUCCCAGGUUCAUCGGUCCGUUUCCCAUUUCUAAGGUGGUCAAUCCUGCAGCUGUCCAGCUUAAGUUGCCAAGGUCAUUGUGGAUUCACUCCACCUUCCAUGUUAGCCACGUCAAGCCCAUUAAGUCCAGCCCACUCUGCCCUCCGGCCAAGCCCCCUCCACCCCCCCGGGUCGUCGAUGGUGGUCCUGUCUUCACGGUUCGACGACUCCUGUCUGCUCGCUGUCGGGGACAUGGAAUUCAGUACCUGGUGGACUGGGAGGGAUACGGUCCAGAGGAGCGGACUUGGAUCCCGUCACGUUUUGUUUUGGACCCUCAACUCAUCCAGGACUUUCAUUCUGCUCACCCUGAUGCUCCUGGGCCUUCAGGAGCCGGCCCUUGAGGGGGGGGUACUGUCAUGAUCCUGUUUUCAGUUAGUUAAGUCACCCAUUUUGUGUUCAUGUUUUGUGUCUUGUCCUGUACUUCCUGUUUUAUUUUGAAAGAUUCACCUGUCUCUCCUUGUCUCCGUAGGUUUUACUUCCUGUCUGGCGCUGUCACACCUGUUUCCUGAUUGUUCCUCCCCAGCUGUGUCUCAUCACCCCCUAUCACCUCAUGUAUUUAAUCCUCAUGUCUUCCCCUGUCUUGUUGCCAGUUCGUCAUACGUCACAGUCUUCGUCCCAGCACUCUUUCUUGUCUCGUCUUGCCGGUAAUCACAGUUUUGUCAUUGAUCUAGCUUUUGCCUCACAAUUUGGAUACCUUAGCCUGUCUUGUUUGAUUCUCUGUGUACUGAACCCUGCCUGUCUUUUGGUAAUAAACUUUGC
Messenger RNA from Epinephelus lanceolatus (giant grouper), 3040 nucleotides. NCBI's taxonomy places the organism in Eukaryota, Metazoa, Chordata, Actinopteri, Perciformes, Serranidae. The record is from RefSeq and is a predicted model, not a curated record.